UUUUAUUCCCAAUAUAUUUCACUUUAUUUCUUGAUUCCUGAAUUUCUAACAUUUUGUAAUAUCGUAAUUAUCUGCUUUUUAAUAAUGCGUUUUGUAAUAAAUCAAGCAGGCUGCAGUAGUGAACGUAUAGGCAGUCUUAGAGGUUUCGUUAAAUCUCCUACUGCAUCUAUCGAAACUCCAGCUAGUGCUCUGUUUACUCAAAGUGGCAGUGUAGUUCAUUUAACCAAUGAGGUAUUGGCUAAAGUAUUUACCAAUCCGAAAUUACUAUGGGUUCCAUUGUCCAAAUCUUAUCAGUUAGAGACAGGAUUGAAAGCUCAAGGAGAGGGUGUAGCCAAAUUUGCAGGACUACAAAACCAUUUGACUUGUGUUACACUGCAUGCUGUGUCAGAAGUGACACCUACUGGACAUUUUGAAUCAGAUUUAGUUCCUCUAUGGACUAAAAACGGGAAGAAGAUGAUUUCGGCUAAUAGAUAUAUGGAUUUAAUGGAAGUAUUCAAACCAGAUAUAAUUUUGGCGAUUGCAGAUGGCCACACUUCACUUGAUGAGAGCUUCAAAAGGAUCACGAAAUCACUAGACAGAACAAGUAAUAUGCUAAAUUUGUGUGUGACACGACAAAAGGCAUCAGCAAAUUUGCAGGAUAGUUCACUAAUUGGUGUAAUAGUGGGUGUUGGUGAUGAGAGAAAAUGUGACCAAUCUAUUCGGAAUCUAUUAACACACAAAGACAGUCUAAGUGGUGUGGCUCUUGAAGGUAUAACAAAUGGGACAGAAGAAUCUUUAGCAGUGCCUAUAGAGAAAUUGGAGGCAAUUUUCAAAAGAGUUAGUAAUGCCAUCCCAAAGGACUUUUUACGCAUCAUAGAAGGCUGUUGGAAUCCAGCAGUAAUAGUGACGGCUAUAGAGUAUGGCUGGGAUUUAUUUGAUGGUUCCUAUCCAUUAAAACUGACUAAUGCUGGUCAUGCAUUAGCCUUAAAUUUAAGUAUAAAUAAAACUAGUAAUGAGAAUAGAAAAGAUGGUGACGAUCAAGAUAGUAAAGAACUUUGUAUUUUAGACCUUAAUGACGAAAGGUACAAGGAUGAUUUCCAGCCAAUAUUAGUCAAUUGCGAAUGUUUGUCAUGCAAGAAACAUACAAGAGCAUACAUUCGGCAUCUGUUGAAUACACGAGAAAUGUUAUCUUCAGUGUUACUUAGUAUACACAAUCUCCAUCAUUUUGAUCAAUUAUUCCACCACGCUCGACUUCACAUCGCCUCAAGAACUUUUGAUGCAUAUAAAAGGCACAUUAUCCAACAAUAUGACCUUUAUAAGCAGAGAUUAAAAGAUACCACAACAGAAGUGAUACAAGUCAACAUGAAUAAUAAAAAGCAGAAGAGCAAGAGGUUGCGAGUGAGUGAUGAUGACACCUCUAAUGUAGUUAAUAGUAAUAAUAGUUCAUAGUAGAUUAUUCAUUGUUAUAUAUUUAGUUUUGUACCUAAGCAGUAUUUUGGUAUAUACAUGGUAUGUACUACCCGAUUUCAUUGUAAC
Molecule: messenger RNA, 1515 nt
Organism: Achroia grisella
Lineage: Eukaryota; Metazoa; Arthropoda; Insecta; Lepidoptera; Pyralidae
Product: queuine tRNA-ribosyltransferase accessory subunit 2
Exons: 7
Coding region: 85-1428 (447 amino acids)
Molecular function (GO): tRNA-guanosine(34) queuine transglycosylase activity
Source: RefSeq, a predicted model, not a curated record